UUCAUUAUUUGUUGUCUUUCUUCCAUUAUGACCCUUUAUUUACUUAAUGUAUCUCUUUCUUUACUUAUUUAUUUCAACAUUUACAACAUUUUUCUUUUCAAUGUGACCACGAUAAUUAUUCAUUAUUAUUUAUUUAUUUUCAUAUUUCCUCCAUAGACUGUAAAUAAUAACAUUUCCUCCUGUGACCUUGCUUUUCCCCUGUUUGGACCUCCCGCUUGCCGUACUUGUCAGUGCGGACUUCGCUUUUCGUUCCUCCUUGUAAUAAUAAAUGACAGAAGAUGUUUGUGUUGGUGUGGCUGUACUGAAAGGCGUUUUUUAAACAUGUCUCUCAAUGGAGGCGGAUCCAGAGGAUUUUAUUUUAACACCGUCUUGUCUUUGGCUCGGUCGUUGGCGGCUCACCGGCACGCACCGAUAGAAAAGGUCCAGAAGCUACAAUGCAUGUGUCCCGUGGACUUCAGGGGAGUCUUCCAGCUGGACGAGAGGAGGAGAGAUGCUGUGAUUGCACUCGGCAUCUUCCUGGUGGAGUCAGAGCUGCAGCACAAAGAUGCUAUCGUCCCCUACCUGCUUGUGCUGCUCAAAGGGCUUCCUAAAGUUCAGUGGAUUGAAGAAAGCUCAGAACGCAAAGGAAGGGAGACCCUUCCUGUUGCAGAGAACUUCAGCUUUGCUCUGGUGACGGUACUGUCAGACGUCGCCCAACGCGAUGAGACGCUACAGCAACAAAUCUUGGAGGCCGUUAUGGACAUCAUGCAGGUCCUGCAGGAAAUCUGCAAAACUCCAGAAGCUCAUGAUAAAGAAUACCUGUGCAGGUACACUGUGCCGACCCUGCUCGGUGUUGCUCGCGCCUUUGGACGAUACAGCAACACGGACGAGCCGUUACUGUCCAAGCUGUUCCCUCGGCCGGUCACUCCCGUGCCGCCCACCGCCGAAGAGAACGACGCCCUGCACAGACGCUCUUUCAGCGACUUCCGCUCCAUCCUGCCGAGCUCUUUGCUCACGGUGUGUCAGGGAGACACGCUGAAGCGUAAAGGCUCCUCUCUUCCCAGUGUGUCACAGCAGGCCAGUCCAGAGAGAGCCUGCCUGACCCCCAUCUCUCCUGCUGAUUCCUCUGCUCAGUACUUUGAAGGUUCAUACCUCCCUGAUGGCAGCGCAGUGGACCCUGACUACUACUUCUCCACCAUUAGCUCCAGUUUCUCUGUCUCCCCUCUGUUCACUGGGUGCAGCACUGGAGAGUUUCAGGUCCCUCUGGAUAUACUCAGACAGCUCCUGCACAUGGUUGAACAGUUUGUCUCGGAGUCGUUUUUAAAAUCACUGGAUGAUUCCUUGGCAGAACUUGUCGAGUCGAGCCCUGGUCUUCAUCUCUACUACAAAACCUUCAGCGAUCCUCUGUAUGUGGCCAUAUUUAAAAUGCUAAGAGACACCCUGUACAAUUUAAAAGACCUUCAGACGGACUACGUGAAGGAGGUUCAUGACUUUGUGCUGGAGCAGUUCAGCAGCAGUCAGUCGGAGCUGCAGAGGAUCCUGCACGACGUCGAGUACCUUCAGAGUGAACUGAGCCCGCUAAAGCUGCGCUGUCAGGCCAACGCUGCGUGUGUGGACCUCAUGGUGUGGGCGGUGACUGAAGAGCAGGGAGCUGAGAAUCUUUGCACCAAGCUGUCAGAGAAGCUGCAGUCCAAGACGUCCAGCAAAGUCAUCAUCGCCCACAUGCCCCUCCUCAUUUGUUGCUUACAGGGCCUGGGUCGUCUGUGCGAGCGCUUCCCUGUGGUGGCUCACUCUGUCACCAUGUCGCUCAGAGACUUCCUGGUGGUGCCUUCUCCUGUUCUGGUAAAGCUGUACAAAUACCACAGCCAGUACACACCAGCUGGUGGUGAGAUAAAGAUCCACGUGACAAACGAACAUUCCCAGUCCACUCUCAGCACACAUUCAAGCAAGAAGAGCCAGCCAUCCAUGUACGAACAGCUGCGGGACAUCUCCAUAGAUAACAUCUGCAGGUGUCUGAAAGCAGGACUGACCAUGGAUAACGUCAUCGUAGAGGCCUUUCUUGCCAGUCUCUCCAACCGUCUGUACAUCUAUCAAGAAAACGAUAAGGAUGCUCACUUGAUCCCGGACCACACCAUCAGGGCGUUGGGUCACAUCGCUGUGGCUCUGCGAGACACCCCCAGAGUGAUGGAGCCCAUCCUCCAGAUCCUGCAGCAGAAGUUCUGUCAGCCUCCGUCGCAGCUCGACGUCCUCAUCAUAGACCAGCUCGGCUGCAUGGUCAUCACAGGGAAUCAAUACAUCUACCAGGAGGUGUGGAAUUUGUUCCAGCAGAUCAGCGUCAAAGCCAGCUCCAUGGUCUACUCUACAAAAGACUACAAAGACCACGGAUACAGACACUGUUCCUUGGCCGUGAUAAACGCUUUGGGAAAUAUCGCCGCCAACCUCCAGGCUGAGCAGAUGGUGGACGAGCUGCUGGUCAACCUGCUGGAGCUUUUUGUUCAGCUCGGCUUAGAGGGGAAGAGAGCCAGCGAGAGAGCCCCAGAUAAAGGCCCGGCUCUGAAGGCAUCAAGCAGUGCUGGAAACCUCGGUGUCCUGAUCCCAGUUAUUGCAGUCUUAAUGAAAAGGUUGCCACCAAUUAAAGAAGCCAAGCCACGUCUGCAGAAGCUGUUCAGGGACUUCUGGCUCUACUCUGUCGUCAUGGGAUUUGCAGUGGAGGGUUCAGGUCUGUGGCCGGAGGAAUGGUACGAGGGAGUUUGUGAGAUUGCGACCAAAUCACCGCUGCUCACAUUUCCCAGUGGGGAACCAUUACGCUCUGAGCUCCAGUACAACUCGGCUCUGAAGAACGAUACUGUCACCCCGGCUGAGCUGAAUGACCUGCGCAGCACCAUCAUCAACCUGCUGGAUCCUCCUCCUGAGGUCGCUGCUCUCAUCAACAAACUGGACUUUGCCAUGUCCACAUAUUUACUGUCUGUUUACAGACUGGAAUACAUGAGGAUGCUGCGUGCUUUGGACUCAGAACGUUUCCAGGUGAUGUUCCGAUACUUUGAAGACAGAGCGAUUCAGAAGGAUAAAUCUGGCAUGAUGCAGUGUGUGAUUGCUGUUAGUGACAAGGUUUUUGAAGUCUUCCUGCAUAUGAUGGCUGAAAAACCAAAAACCAAAGCCCACGAGGAGGAGCUGGAACGUCACGCUCAGUUCCUUCUGGUCAACUUCAACCACAUCCACAAGAGGAUCCGCAGAGUGGCUGACAAAUAUUUGUCCGGCUUGGCUGAAACUUUCCCUCACUUGUUGUGGAGCGGUCGUGUGCUGAGGACCAUGUUAGACAUCCUGCAGACUCUCUCUCUCUCCCUCAGUGCAGACAUUCAUAAAGAUCAACCUUAUUACGACAUCCCAGACACACCUUACAGAAUCACUGUCCCGGAUACUUAUGAAGCCAGAGAGAGUAUAGUGAAGGACUUUGCUGCACGUUGCGGUGAGAUCCUGAAAGAGGCAAUGAAGUGGGCGCCAUCUGUGACCAAAUCACACCUCCAGGAGUAUCUGAACAAACACCAGAACUGGGUGUCAGGUCUCUCCCAGCACACUGGCCUCGCCAUGGCCACAGAAAGCAUCCUUCACUUCGCCGGGUACAACAGACAGAGCACCACGCUGGGGUCCACUCAGCUGACUGAGAGGCCCUCCUGUGUGAAGAAAGAUUAUUCAAACUUCAUGGCCUCCCUCAACCUCAGGAACAGAUACGCUGGAGAGGUGUCAGGUAUGAUCCACUUCGCUCAGGCUGUUAGAGGACAGCCUGAUCUGGGCCGUCUGAUGAUCAAGCAGAUGGGGGAAGCUUUAGACUCUGCACAGCCUGAAGCUUUCACUGAGGCCAUGUUCAAACUGGCCGCUCUGCUCAUCAGCUCUAAAGACUGUGAUCCUCAGCUGUUGCAUCACCUCUGCUGGUCCCCUCUUAAGAUGUUCACGGCUCACGGCAUGGAGACAGCGAUCGCCUGCUGGGAGUGGCUGCUGGCAGCUCGUGUUGGAAUCGAAGUACCAUUUAUGCGGGAGAUGGCCGGAGCGUGGCAGAUGACGGUGGAGCUGAAGAUGGGCUUGUUCUCAGACGCUCAGGUGGAGGCGGACCCUCUGGCUGCAUCAGAGGAGAGUCAGCCUGUGCCCUGCCCUCCAGAUGUUACCCCUCACCAAAUAUGGAUCGAGUUUCUGGUCCAGAGGUUUGAGAUAGCUAAAUACUCCAGCGCAGAUCAGGUGGAGAUCUUUGGAAGUUUACUCCAACGCUCGAUGUCACUCAACGUCGGUGGAGCUAAGAGUAGCCUCAACCGACAUGUGGCUGCUAUUGGACCUCGGUUCAGGCUGCUGACUCUGGGUCUGGCUCUGCUUCACUCGGACGUCCUAACGAACUCAACUGUAAGAAAUGUGCUCAGAGAGAAGAUCUAUUCAACGGCCUUUGAUUACUUCAGCGUGGCUCCAAAGUUUCCCACCCAGGGCGACAAAAGCCUCCGGGAGGACAUCAGCAUCAUAAUCCGCUUCUAUGCCAGCAUCCUGUCCGACAAGAAGUACCUGGCAGCGUGCCACUUGGUCCCACCGGGUGAGCUUGGUACAACCCCAGCCCCGAGCACGCUCUCUGCCGGGAUAUUUGGAUCGCUUAUCGUGUCCAGCACUUCUCCGAUAUCGCUAUUAAAUCAUCAGGAUCCAUCGUUGAACAGUCUGUCAGUGAUGAACUCUGCAGACCUCAGGAGCAGCAUCGACUCCAGCUCUCGCUCCCAGCAGAGCGGUCAGGGAUGGAUCAACACCUACCCGCUGUCCAGUGGCAUGUCCACCACGUCCAAAAAAUCAGGAACAUCCAAGAAGAGUAACAGAGGGACGCAGCUGCACAAAUACUACAUGAAACGUAGGACUCUGCUGCUGGCUUUAUUGGCCAGUGAGAUCGAACGCUUGACGACGUGGUACAACCCGCUGUCCACUCAGGAGCUGGCCAUCGCUACGGAACAGUCAGUGGAGACCAGCAUCGCCAACUGGAGGUCCAAAUACAUCAGUCUGACCGAGAAGCAGUGGAAGGACAACGUCAACCUGGCCUGGGGCAUCGCUCCCUACCUGGCUAUGCAGCUUCCAACAAGGUUCAAGAACGACGCCAUUGUUGCUGAAGUGACCCGCCUGGUGAGACUGGACCCUGGCGCUGUCAGUGACGUUCCCGAGGCCGUCAAGUUCCUGGUGACCUGGCACACGAUCGAUGCCGACUCUCCUGAGCUGAGUCACAUCCUGUGCUGGGCUCCGGCAGACCCGCCCACCGGUCUGUCCUACUUCAGCAGCAUGUACCCUCCUCAUCCGCUCACUGCUCAGUACGGGGUCAAGGUGCUGCGCUCCUUCCCUCCUGACGCCAUCUUGUUCUACAUUCCUCAGAUUGUUCAGGCUCUCCGUUAUGAUAAGAUGGGUUAUGUGAGAGAGUACAUCCUGUGGGCGGCCCAGAAGUCUCAGCUUCUCGCUCACCAGUUCAUCUGGAACAUGAAGACCAACAUCUUCAUGGACGAGGAGGCACACACCAAAGAUCCUGACAUCGGGGAGCUGCUGGAGCAGAUGGUGGAGGAGAUCACAGGCUCUCUGUCGGGUCCCGCCAAAGAUUUCUACCAGAGGGAGUUCGACUUCUUCAACAAGAUCACCAACGUGUCCGCCCUCAUCAAGCCGGUUCCAAAAGGAGAGGAGCGAAAACGAGCCUGUCUGAAAGCUCUGUCGGAUAUCAAAGUUCAGUCAGGCUGUUACCUCCCGAGUAACCCUGAAGCCAUCGUGCUGGACAUCGACUACAAGUCUGGAACGCCCAUGCAGAGUGCUGCCAAGGCGCCCUACCUGGCCAAGUUUAAGGUGAAGCGCUGCGGGGUGAGCGAGCUGGAGAGAGAGGGUCUCCGCGCCCCCUCGGACUCUCUGGAGGACGGAGAGGAGAACCCAGACGGAUCGCGCAGGGUCUGCUGGCAGGCGGCCAUCUUUAAAGUGGGAGACGACUGCAGACAGGAUAUGCUCGCUCUGCAGAUCAUCGGCCUCUUUAAGAACAUUUUCCAGCUGGUCGGCCUGGAUCUGUUCGUCUUCCCCUACAGAGUGGUGGCUACUGCACCAGGGUGUGGUGUGAUCGAGUGCAUCCCAGACUGUAAGUCCAGAGAUCAGCUCGGCAGGCAGACCGACUUUGGGAUGUACGAUUACUUCCGUAACCAGUACGGAGACGAAUCCACCCUCGCCUUCCAGAAGGCUCGGUAUAACUUCAUCCGCAGCAUGGCCGCCUACAGCCUCCUGCUGUUCCUGCUGCAGAUCAAAGACAGACACAACGGAAACAUCAUGCUGGACAGCAAGGGUCACCUCAUCCACAUAGACUUUGGCUUCAUGUUCGAGAGCUCUCCUGGAGGCAACCUGGGCUGGGAGCCAGACAUCAAGCUGACUGACGAGAUGGUGAUGAUAAUGGGAGGCAAGAUGGAGGCCACGCCUUUCAAGUGGUUCAUGGAGAUGUGUGUCAGAGGAUAUCUGGCUGUACGACCCUACAUGGAUGCCGUGGUUUCUCUGGUGACCCUCAUGCUGGACACUGGACUGCCGUGCUUCAGAGGACAAACCAUCAAACUCCUCAAAGGACGGUUUAAUCCUCAAAUGAGCGAGAAAGAAGCUGCGGCGUUCAUCAUCAAAGUCAUCCAAAGCUGCUUCCUCAGUAGCAGGAGCAAAACGUACGACAUGCUGCAGUAUUACCAGAACCAAAUCCCGUACUAAAAAAGUCUCAGACGGGACCUCCACUGUACGUCCAACACAAUCGACUCGACACAAGCAAUGCAACGCGUUACUUUGGAUGAUUUCAAUCAACUGCUGGACUCCACAACAACAACAACAACAACAACAACAACAACAACAUAGCACUUUGAUCCAAAUACUCUGAUUUUAUUCAGCAUACUGUAAGUUGUGAUUUUCUAAGGAACACCUGAGUUAGUUUAAAGUAAAGAUGGGUUUGUUUCCAGGAGAGGUAUCUGAAUCACCCUGUAAGCGUUUUCUUCUCGAUGCUGUUCUUUUGUUAUCCGGCAAACACUGAGCUGAGGACGAUGGCCAUAGAGGGAGCCAUGUUGAUAGUGUUUGUCAAGCAGCUGUUAUCACCAUUGUGUUACUAUGCUGUUAUCCACUUUAAUGCACUUUAUAAAUCCCAGUAUUUCACAAUCUAUACCUGAAGAGCUUAUACAGAGAUUAACCAUGACAUUUAGAUCUUUAGUAGAAAAAUCAAUCGAUUAAUAAACUAUUCUUGAUUCAGCGACAGAUCAAACAUCGAUGCAGGAAUCAAUCAGCAUUUACUCUCAACAGUAGUCUUUAGGAAUGUAGGAGUAUUUAGAGGAUCGGACGUUAGCGUUCUGUAGAAUUAAGUGUCAAAUAUUUACUGUCGACUCGCGUUCAGAUCACAGCGGAUCACUCUGUGGUUCGUGUGGAUCUUGAAGAGUAAUCUGUGACGAACAUAUUUAUCAGAAUCACGGAUCAAAUCCAGUCAUGUCACAUCUCCUCAUUGUCAGCUUCAAACUUUAAAAGGUGUUUUUGAGCGCAUUUUUCCACUACAGGUUCGUAUAGACCCAAAACCUGAACUCUAAAGAAACCACAAGAAGGUGGUGUAAAUAUUCAGCUUCAUCAGGUUUUUAAGAACUUAAUUGUUUUAUUUAUGCGUCAUCAAAAAGGAAAGCGUUGUAUUGAUACCUAAACUAUUAUUGGUCCUUUUCUUCAUUUAGAUCUUCUACUGAUUUAUUAGCAGUAAGGGUUAAAAAAUGUAGGCUUACACAAAUGUUCAGCCUGAAAUCAAAUUUGAUGACAAAACAUUUGAACCCCUUCUCAGUGUUAAAGGAAGAAUGUGCGUCUCUUUGAUCCAGUAGAUGUCGCCCUUGAGCUCCAGCAUGAAACCAAAACAAACUGAAUCCUCCGCUCUCCUCCAGCGACACACCUCCAACCCCUCUCCCCUCGCGUUUGGUGUUCUCAAAUUGGAACGCACCAUAAUUAAGCACUAAGCGAAAGCAGUGGACAAAAUUGUCCUUCUCUCGAGCUGCAUUGUUGUGUUAGCAUGCUAAUGUUAGCGCUGGUUACUUUGCUCGUAGCGUGGAAAUUUACACAGAAUGACCGUGAUCUAAAAACACUUACAUGACAUUCAAAUAAGCAGUGAGGUAUUAAUCACUUAAACAGUUUUUAUACACAAGGCCGUCCCGUCCAUGUAAACACGGCUCUGACAACAACACAGCCAGCGGGACUCGAGCUUCUCCCUCAUACAGUCAUGACUCAGAGACACAUUUACACAGGAUAUACUUGAUUUCUGCUAAAUUUAUAUGUAAAAUAUUGCACAUUCUUCCUUUAAGAUUUUGGGAAUGCCUCAAUGAGAAGUGGUGGAUUGGCAUGGAAACCCACAUAAUACAUUUGUAAACAGAACGAAGAGAUACAUGCCUCGAUUUCAACGUAGGUCCCAUCUGUUACAAGGCAAAAAGCCAAUCAUAAUUUAGGAAUUUGAAGUAUUCCCUGGGGUGGCCAAUCAGAUAUCAGGGGCCCAGGCCACCCCUGAUCUUCCCUCUUCACACGCCCCUGGUACAAAGCAUUAUGAAAACGAGAGGAGAACAUUUUUCUCUUUGCAUAGUGAGAAUAAAUAAUUCAGAAUAUGAGAAAAAAAUCUUCCUUUCUAAUUAAUUGUUUAUUCAUUUACCUGGCUCGAAAACUGAAACCCUAUCUGCAAAAUUGAAAAAAAAAGUAUUUAUUUUUUUAUUAUAUAUGUGUCAAGCGUGGCCUUGACUCUUCUGUACGUGUCCGUGCAUAAAACAGACUUUAAGGUCCCAUAUUCUGCUUUUUCUGGUUUCAUAUGCUCUUUAGUGUGUUUUCCAAGUGUCCUGUGCAUGUUUAGGCACAUCUAUGUGCAAAAAUUCAAAGUCCGCGGAAACGCUCUUCUCCUACGUCCUCCUGUUAGCUGUAGCAUUAGCUGCAUGUAACGCUCGGUUCUAGCCCCCCUCGAUAAAAAUCGCUGAUUUAAGCCCAUUGGCUCGUUUUGGCAGCUCAUGUUGAAAUUUCCGAGACGCGUGCUGAGCAACUGAACAAUAAGGACAGAGCGGAUCGGCAGACCAAUCAGAGCAGACUUGGCCCACGUGGGGUCUAACAGUGGGGGCUCAACAGAGUGUAGCUGACGGACUCAGAGCGGAGAGGGAGCAAGGAGGAGCAGUACAUGAAAACAGACACUUUUUUCGGACUUUAGCUAUUGUGAACGUACAAAAGUAGAUACAUAGAUUAAAUAUAUGAACCCCAAAAAGGGCAGAAUAUGGGCUCUUUAACUCUUUAUUUGAUGAGUGAAAAUGACAGAAAAACAAAACAGUUGCAUUAAAAAAUAACUAUUAUCAUUAACAGUUAUUGAGAUAAAUAUUAAAACUUCUCAGUGUAAGGCCUUAGAUAUUUCUUUAAUAAAAGGAAAAACGCAGCAGAAAAUCUCACGCCUACAUUACCCAUGAUGCACCUUGAUCCUCAACUGUUUACCAGGAGAUGCAGCAGUAUUUUUGCAUCCUCUGAGCAGUGCAAACAUUAAAUUCCUCGGUGAAGAAGAAUGAAAAGCUGCCUGUGAUAAUGGCUGCAUGUCAAUAAGUUCCUCUAGUGGAAAAAAAAAACAAAAAACGUAUAUUUUGUUUUGGAAGGACCAGAAGCUCUACAUCCCUGCAUGACACAUAUUUCAGUCCUGUCUCAUGUUACAGGUGUUCUCCAUGUUUGCAUACCCUUUACAGUCUUUGUAACCCGUUUAGAAACAUUCCUCUUUGAGUGUUUGAGAUGUACCGAGACUCCUGGGUUUGGGUUUGUCGGAGGACUGUGAUGAUGAUGACGAUGGUUAAGCCUAAAAGCCAUUUCUCCUACCCUCGGUAGAACCACAGCUGUAGUAAUACUUGAUAAUUAAAAAAACCCUAACCUUAUGCAAUAUAUUCCUGUAUAUUAAUGCUGUAUUUGUGUGUUGUUGCUGUAAAUCCUUCCAUCAAAAAACACGCGUGUGUGUGUGAGAAGUGUUUCAUGUCGCAGCUGCUGUCUUUAAAUCACCGAGGUUUGAACGUGAAGUAUUUCCAGACGUGAAACUCCUUUUUAAAUGGCUUCUGAACAGACUUGAUCAAUUCUUGAUGAAAGCCAUUUUUAAUGUAGUGGAUUUUAUUUUGUUGCUGUCAUUUUAAAUAAGUUAGUCCAUUGUAACCUGUGAACCACAAGUUGUGUGUGUGUGUGUGUGUGUGUGUGUGUGUGUGUGUGUGA
Molecule: messenger RNA, 10209 nt
Organism: Labrus mixtus (cuckoo wrasse)
Lineage: Eukaryota; Metazoa; Chordata; Actinopteri; Labriformes; Labridae
Gene: pi4kaa
Product: phosphatidylinositol 4-kinase, catalytic, alpha a
Exons: 55
Coding region: 322-6702 (2126 amino acids)
Biological process (GO): phosphatidylinositol-mediated signaling; phosphatidylinositol phosphate biosynthetic process
Cellular component (GO): plasma membrane; cytoplasm
Molecular function (GO): 1-phosphatidylinositol 4-kinase activity
Source: RefSeq, a predicted model, not a curated record